This is a messenger RNA of Drosophila santomea, 2161 nucleotides long. RefSeq lists its product as uncharacterized. Gene Ontology annotation, molecular function: RNA polymerase II cis-regulatory region sequence-specific DNA binding; DNA-binding transcription factor activity. Gene Ontology annotation, biological process: regulation of transcription by RNA polymerase II. Lineage: Eukaryota; Metazoa; Arthropoda; Insecta; Diptera; Drosophilidae. The coding region runs from base 107 to 1861 and encodes 584 amino acids. The transcript is spliced from 4 exons. The record is from RefSeq and is a predicted model, not a curated record.
CACUGUCCCAAACGCACAAAAAAAUUAUCGUCUUAAAUAAACGAAGAUUUUUUCAGAAAAGGGAAAUUAUUCAAGCUGAAGUCAGAUCAGAGCGUCCAACGUAAGCAUGGAGCUGUGCGGCAGUGUGAUGACCAACUCCAAGUACGAGCUGUUCCGGCUAAAAUGCCUCUACUGCAGCAUAGAGAGCGAGCUAAAGGAUUGGGAGCUGUUCAUCGUCCAUGUGAAGACGGCGCACUACUGCGAUGACGAGGACCUUAAGAUUAAUGAAACCAAAGAUGACUCCCAAGAUCUAUACUGUGUCGUUGAUGCCGCGGACCCAGCCAUCGCCUAUGGUCCGGACGAGUUCUUCGAGGUGAUCGAAACCAGCAAUGGGGAGGAUCAAUGGAUGGAAGCAGAUAGCAAUGAUGUUCAGUACGUAGAAGACGCUAACGCUUGGUCUGCAGCUACAGGCAAUUUUAGCGAGUACGGUCCAGGUGUUAGCUCAUCGGAGCUUCCAACUGAAACUGAAGUCACACAAAUGCAGGAGUCGUCUCAAAAUCACAUACCCUUAAACACAGACGAUGAUGAUUGUAGUGACUUCUUUAUGUCUGAGGAUGACCUGGUACCUCCUAAGAAACCUGGACGACCGCCCAGACGAACAAGACCAGGUCAGGUUUUCAAGUUCAAAGUCUCGUUUAUUCGGAGCAACCCUCGUGUGCUGCAUUUGAUUCAAGCGUACAAGGAGCAUCCCUGCCUAUGGAACCCCUCCGAUGAACACUAUCAAGACGAACCUGCUCGAAAUAUGGCCUACGAGACGAUAAUGGAACGCAUGGACUGCAAAGCCAAUGUUCUCUUCACCGUGGAAGAAUUAAAGAAAACACUCGAGCAACUGCACGUGCAGUACACACUGGCUAUGGAGACAAAACAAAAGGGCAAGCUGGUUGGACUUGCAGCGCGUUACUUUGCCAAGUGCGAGUACCUCAGUGUGGCGCCUGUUGUAACGCCCAGGGAAAUCGAGGAGGACAACGACUUGACUGCAAUUAAACUUAACUUUAAAGAGGAAAACCUGAUCACCAGCUCAUUCAUAGAGACCUAUGCAAACUAUCCCGUGCUUUAUAAUCCUGCGCUGGAAGAUUUUGGAUCGAUAGAAAUGCGUGCAGAUGCCUACAGAAGAAUGGCAAAGGAAUUUCAGCCAGUGGUCAAGGCCAACGAAACGGACGUUUACAUUGCAGUCAAUAAGCUGCGCCGUUGGCUGUACGAUGCCAUGCGUCGCCUCAAAUCCAAGGAAUUAAUUCAGAAGUGCAGCAAACAAGAGGUCCAGUAUCUGCAAAUGUGCAGCUUCUUGCCCGCCAAGGGCUCUGAGAGCCAGGUGCUAUAUUGUGACUACUGCGAAAAACGUUUCCACGGCGACUAUAACCUACGGGUGCACAUCGUCAAGGCGCAUGAGGUGGGCGAACUACCAUACCUCUGUUCGUUUUGCCCGAGGCGCUUCGACCGACAUGUGGACAUGGACCGUCACAAGUUGCGCACCCACUUCGAACGCAAGCUGAAAUGCCAGUACUGCGACAAGACUUUCGCCGUAGAUACCGACUUAAAGGUGCAUACACUCAUCCACACAGGCGAGAGACCUCACAUAUGUGACAUCUGCGGCAAGACUUUCCGGCUCAAGCUACUCCUGGACCACCACGUCAACGGGGUUCACCUGAACAUAAGACCCUAUAGCUGCAAUAUGUGCAGCAAAACCUUCCGCAAGAAGUUCGAGCUGGCCAACCACAUUAAAGGCCACUUGAAUAUCCGUGAUAAAAAGUGCGAGUACUGUGAUGCCGCUUUCUAUGACCACUCUUCACUUUCCAGACAUCGCCGCAGUCAUAGGUCGGAAUGAAUUUAUGCCUUAAGGAAAGUUUUUAGAAACUACUUUGUUUUUUGAUAAUUAGAUUCAGUUUAUUCGCUCUUUAUAAGAUUGUUGUUAGGCUUUUGUGUAUAUGACUAGAACAUAUGUAUGUAUGAUAAACAUUAUACACAAGCUUCUUACUUUUUAAUUUAAUUUUAAAAUAAGUAGACGGAAAGAUAAGUUAGUUUUAAACUCAAAUUUUUGGAAUCGGAAUUGGUGUCAAAAUCCGUGCUGCACAUCAAUAAACGAUACGAUAAUGCUAAAUACAAUUCAACGAACUUAUGUUUUGGA